UACAGGGCAUCCAGGCGACUGCUUUGAUCCUACUCUUUCCUGGGGAUCCCCUGAUUUGGGGUCAGAUGCGCUGAGGGACCUGGGACUCCGGGAGUCCUGCGUGGGAGCUCCUCUUCUGCUCCGCGGUCUCCGCCACCCCAGCCUCCCGCCCGCUCCUCCUGGGGCCGCGCGCUUCGGGCGAGCCUCCCUCCUCUCCGCUAAACCGCGCUGGCGGCGGCGGUGCGGGGCCACCGCCCGUCUCCUGCGAUUCUGACUUCGCUCUCGGCUCUUUCCCCAGACGCCUUCUCUUGGCAAGCCCAAAGCGCUCCGGACCUUUCAGACAACCAAUUUUCUAGAAAUGUGAAGGGAGGUGGGAUCAGAGCACAAAGUUAUCAUCGUGGGACUGGACAAUGCAGGAAAGACCACCAUUCUCUACCAGCUGUAAGUGACUCUCAGUGGGGACAGGAGAGGGCUGGGCCUCCCAUCAGACUGACAGGCGUUUGGGCCAAUCAUGGGAGCUCCUCCCUGGCUUCCCAAGCUCCCCUGUAGCCGGGAGGAGUGAGGGGGGACGCUGGUGUGACCUUCCAGGAGUAGUGGGCCCUCGGCCUGGCAUUUGAAUCCCGCACGCCUGACGAAGGAGGUGGUCCAUACAUGUCCCACCCUGGGUAGCAACGUGGAGGAGGUCGUUCUUCAGAAGACCCACUUCCUCAUGUGGGACAUAGGCGGGCAGGAGGCUCUGCGCUCCACCUGGAACAUGUAUUACUCCAACACCGAGUCUCUUUCCUUUGGGGCUGGCAUCCUGCCAGUGCAGAGGCCCAUGGGGGAGCACAGUGGGCAGGAAACACGUUCACCAAAGAGAAAGCCACCACUCACGGCUCCUCUCUGCUGCCAGUUCAUCAUCCUUGUGAUUGACAGCACGGACCGGGACCGGCUGCUGACCACUCGAGAGGAGCUGUACAAGAUGCUGGCCCAUGAGGCUCUGCGAGAUGCUUCAGUGCUGAUCUUUGCCAACAAGCAGGACGUGAAGGACUCCAUGAGCACCAUGGAGAUCUCCCAAUUCCUUACUCUCAGUGCCAUCAAAGACCACCCGUGGCAUAUACAAGGCUGCUGUGCCCUCACCGGGGAAGGGCUGCCUGCCGGGCUCCAGUGGAUGCAAUCUCGGGCCACUGCUAACUGAUGUCCCAGCCUGAGGCCAACCAGAAACUUUGAGGGUUUUGCAUGGUCAACGUGGGUGGGAAACAUAAGUAGCUAUUUAUUACUUUUCUAUGAUUCCCUGGUGGGGGCAGGGACAGCUAUGGACAGCGAUAUAGCCGCUGCCUGCCCAACCCCUCCAUGAGGAGCAAGACUGCAUACCUUGAAUUGUUGCAGACAGGACAGCAGAAAAAGCUGUCCCCAACUCCAUGGCUGCUGCAGGUGUCCUUCUUGAAGACAGCAGGGAAGCUGUUGGAUGUAUUGGAGCCCUCUUCCUCUGCUCAGGGCCCAGCCUCUCUGUAGGAAAAAUGUGCGGGCGCAGUAAGAGACCCUGGAACUGCUCUUUAUCUCCUCACCGCCCCACCCCAGCUUUCUAGCCCCUCAGCCAUUUUUUGUCCCAUACCUUUUGAGCAAAGGCAAUUCCAGAAGAGCGAAGGGGGUAGGCUCAGGGGGAAGAAGGCAGAGUGAAACCCUGGAAGAGGAGAGGGAGGAGGAGGACACGCUGUCCCAGACAGGGACUGCUAUUGCGCUGCAGGGAUUCCACGCCUUCCCAGCCUUCCCAUGCCCUCUGAGAUGCCGACUCUGACCACAGCUUUUGGACUUUAACCCACUCCAUGGUACCCGUUCAGUGUCCCGACAAUGUGAAUCCCCUUUCUCUCGAAUAUCCCAGAAUCUUAUAGGGUCUGAGUAUUUUGUUUGUUUUUGUGUAAUGAUUUUUUAAAAAUAUUGUAUUAGAAUUUUUAUAAAGGUGUAAUAAAUGC
Molecule: messenger RNA, 1931 nt
Organism: Microcebus murinus (gray mouse lemur)
Lineage: Eukaryota; Metazoa; Chordata; Mammalia; Primates; Cheirogaleidae
Source: RefSeq, a predicted model, not a curated record